AUGUCGCGACACCGCGUGAAGGCUGUGAGCUACGAUGAUGAUGACUAUGACGAAUAUGACGAUGGCUACGACUCCCAGGAUCCUGAGGAAAAGGAGUUUCUUGAAGAGUGUACCCGCGAGGUACUGAGUCAGUUGGCUGCUGGAACACCGUUUGUGAGCGCAACUCGGGACGAGGCUCAGGAGGCCUUGUGGCACUACUAUAAUGAUGUGGAAAAGUCGGUGAACUAUUUGAGGGGCAAGAAGACGAAGGAGGCGGAGAAGAAGAAACCGACUGCUGUUUUGACGGGAAAGGCAAAAGUGACUACUACCGGAUAUCCUAUUCCUCCUACCACGAUAUCACCGCAACCGGCGCACUUUUCUGCUGCGGAAUUCUUUCGCGACUCUCCCUGGCUCAACGUCCCUACUCACCGGAAAGCGGAUUUUCUCGUUGAACCACUGUAUCCACGAAUCGGACUGUUAGGCGGGGCACCAGAGAGUGGUGGGGGGAAGAUGUCUAAACUGGCUGCUCUGGCCGCUGCGCGCAAGAAGAAAGAGGGAGAGAAGGCCCCGUCGCCAUCCCCAGCCACUGGCAACAAUACCGAGCCAUUUAUGAACGACUCUAAGGGGCCUUCACUAUCCCUGCGAGAGAGACUUUCCAUCAAACAGGCCAAGCAAUCUGAUACCUCACCGUCGCUACACGAUUCGAAGAAGGGACCUGGUUCCGGACAAUCUCUAUCUCCAAAGAAGAAGUCUCCCGAACCAAGCCCGCAAACUGUGCCUAUCGUCAUUGGAGUGGAGCACUCUGCAAAGAGUGACCAAGCAGACCAGAAGGAGAAGCAUCAAACAAUGAAUAUCCGCGCAUCGCCUUCAACAUUCGCCAGUACGAUUAUUGGAGAAAAUACACGUCCCAAGAUGACCGAGCCCAGCCACCUGUAUACCAACACCCUGGAUCUAAUCAAGAUCUAUGGACAAGACCUAGCUGAACCAUUUGACUUUGCAGGACCGAGUCCAGACGAUGUCGUUUUAACCGCCCAAAGUUCAGCUAAAGGUUUCAAGUCCAAACAGCCUGCUUCAAAACCGCAAGGUGAUAAGAAGGACCAGGCAAGUUUGACCAGCGAUAUGGGUAACCUCAGCGUUAUCGAGAAGGUAAACGUGAAGAGCAAAAAUUUAGAUGUCCUCUCAGAGUACAAGAAGUCGAAGCGGAAAAAUGCCAUGAACUUUGUUGUCAUCGGUCAUGUCGAUGCGGGGAAAAGCACUCUGAUGGGACGAUUGCUCGCUGAUUUAAAGGCUGUUGACCAACGGACACUGGAAAAGUAUCGGCGCGAAGCGGAGAAAAUAGGCAAAGGAUCUUUUGCUCUGGCGUGGGUGUUAGAUCAAGGGUCAGAGGAAAGAGCGCGAGGUGUGACCAUCGAUAUCGCGGCAAGCAAAUUCGAGACGGAAAAUACGGUCUUUACGAUUCUAGACUCUCCCGGCCAUAGGGACUUUGUUCCGAACAUGAUUGCGGGGGCUAGUCAGGCCGAUUUUGCGGUGUUGGUUAUCGAUUCCAGCAUAGGCAACUACGAGUCAGGGUUGAAGGGGCAAACCAAGGAGCACGCUUUACUCGUAAGGAGCAUGGGUCUCCAGAGAAUUGUUGUUGCCGUGAACAAGAUGGAUACCGUUCAAUGGAAUCAGGAACGGUUUGAGGAAAUCGAACAGCAAGUGUCGGCAUUCUUGAUUACAGCUGGGUUCCAGACCAAGAAUAUCUCGUUCGUACCAUGCUCUGGUAUUAGCGGGGACAACAUCACCAGACGAAGCGAGGACCCCAAUGUGUCUUGGUACUCUGGUGGCACACUAGUCGAGGAACUUGAGGCUACGGAAGCUUACUCGCAUGCGCUCGAGAAACCGCUGCGGAUGACAAUCGGCGACGUCUUCCGGGGUAGCAUCCAGCACCCUCUUUCAAUAUCUGGCCGAAUCGAUGCCGGCAGUCUGCAGAUCGGUGACCAAAUCUAUACCAUGCCGAGUGGGGAAACAGCAACAAUCCGAAGCCUCGAGGUCGAUGGAGAACCGAGCGAAUGGGCUGUCGCUGGACAGAAUGUGGUCUUGAAUCUAGCGAAUAUUGAUCCGAUUCACCUCCGCUCUGGUGAUGUCGUAUGCCACGCAUCCGCGCCCAUCACCAACAUUUCUUCGUUUACAUGCAAAGUACUUGCUUUCGACCACCUACUACCCAGCAUGGUCGAUAUCCAUCGAGGCAGGCUGCAUGUUCCCGGGCGAAUCAGCCGAUUAGUGGCGACAUUGGACAAAGGGUCAGGAAAUGUUCUAAAAAAGAAGCCGAAGAUUGUUCCGCCAGGGGUUGUUGCACGCAUCGUUGUUGAGAUGGACCACGCUGUGCCUCUCGAAGCGCCCACUCGGAUUGUCUUGAGAGCGGGUGGCGAAACGAUAGCGGCUGGGCUACUGGAAUGA
Aspergillus calidoustus is the source of this 2418-nucleotide messenger RNA. The record is from the annotation of a GenBank genome assembly. Lineage: Eukaryota; Fungi; Ascomycota; Eurotiomycetes; Eurotiales; Aspergillaceae.